GGUAAGCAGACCUUUAUCUUGCGCCCGCCGUCCUGUCUUCUCAACGCAGGCAGGCGCUUUACUCUCUUCUUUCUUUACUGACUCUGUAGGCCGCCAUGCAGAUUUUCGUAAAGACCCUCACGGGCAAGACCAUCACCCUUGAGGUGGAGUCUUCGGACACCAUCGACAAUGUGAAGUCCAAGAUCCAGGACAAGGAGGGCAUUCCCCCGGACCAGCAGCGUCUCAUCUUCGCGGGCAAGCAGCUCGAGGAUGGCCGCACCCUCUCCGACUACAACAUCCAGAAGGAGUCCACUCUUCACCUGGUGCUCCGCCUACGUGGUGGUGGCAAGAAGAGGAAGAAGAAGGUCUACACCACCCCCAAGAAGAUCAAGCACAAGCGCAAGAAGACCAAGCUCGCUGUGCUCAAGUACUACAAGGUUGACGGCGACGGCAAGAUCGAGCGUCUUCGCCGUGAGUGCCCCCAGCCCGAGUGCGGUGCUGGUGUCUUCAUGGCUGCCAUGCACAACCGCCAGUACUGCGGUCGCUGCCACUUGACCUACGUCUUCGACGAGGCCAAAUAAGCGCGUCGCCCACCACGAUCGAUACGAGUUACGACAUCAAGGCAAUUAUGGAGGACUGAAAAGGC
This is a messenger RNA of Macroventuria anomochaeta, 625 nucleotides long. Its product is annotated as ubiquitin-domain-containing protein. Gene Ontology annotation, cellular component: nucleus; ribosome; cytoplasm. Lineage: Eukaryota; Fungi; Ascomycota; Dothideomycetes; Pleosporales; Didymellaceae. The transcript is spliced from 2 exons. Gene Ontology annotation, molecular function: protein tag activity; structural constituent of ribosome; ubiquitin protein ligase binding. The record is from RefSeq and is a predicted model, not a curated record. The coding region runs from base 96 to 560 and encodes 154 amino acids. Gene Ontology annotation, biological process: modification-dependent protein catabolic process; protein ubiquitination; translation.